Molecule: messenger RNA, 3838 nt
Organism: Rubroshorea leprosula
Lineage: Eukaryota; Viridiplantae; Streptophyta; Magnoliopsida; Malvales; Dipterocarpaceae
Source: the annotation of a GenBank genome assembly
UUAAUCUCUACGCUUCUCUCUCUGCAAUUACUCCUUGAGAGCUUCUCUCUCUAAACCAUUGAGUAUUGCUGACUUGAGCGUUGGAGUGUUUUCCCCGAGGAAACAAUCUCAGGAUUUUCAGGUGUGGAAGCAGCUAAGGACUUCAACAGUGUUGGAUUGUGAAGCUGCCGAAACAUUGGCGCCGUCUGUGGGAAACUCGAACAAGAAGUUGUGUGACUAAACCUGCUGAAAGACAAAAUGGUCCGUACCUUUACAGGAGGUCGCCCUCCAAGAAAUGAAAUGGACGAACAGGAGAAUGCUCACGUGUCCGAGCCCGGCUUUAAUGACUUUAGGCCAAUGCCAAGAAAUCUUUUUGUAGGAGGAGCCGAACAGGAUCACCUAAGUGAGACGGAUGAUGAAAGAACACCAAUUGGGUAUGCAACCCAGCCUGAACAGGUCCAAGUUCCAACAGGAACAAGACGAAGACCUUCUAGACCACACAAUUCACAGCAUGAACAACCUGAAAGGUCAACGGAACCUGCUCGGACAACCGAGCUCGAAGAGAGAACUAGAGUUCUCGAAAUGGCAAUGGGAAAAAUCCUUGCCCGCCUAAUUCCUGAUGACCCCCUGAUUCCUUUGCUGAACAGGGAUGCACAACCAGCUGCGGUUGUUGCAACUAGAAACUCCCCCGCUCUAAGCAAUGUAGUAGUCCCGACCAGGCCAAGGGGAAGUGGGAAGUUGAAUAUCGAGCCCAGCUCGUCUAAACAUAGCGAAGAACUGAUGAGAAAGAACGCAGAUCUUGAAAGACAGCUGCAGGACGUACAAAAGUCUAUUGACGAGCUGAAAAGUCCCAGGUCGCACCAACAGACCUUGGAUUUGGAUAGUGCACCACUAAACUUAUCCAUUACGGCAGAGCCGUAUCAAGAGGGAUUCAAAAUUCCCCACCUGGAGACAUAUGAUGGCACGGGUGACCCUGAUGAACAUCUGCACACCUAUCAAGCCAUCAUGAGAAUCCAAAACGCCAAUGACGUCAUGAUGUGCAAAGUGUUCCCGGCAACACUAAAAUCAACAGCCAGGAGGUGGUAUCACAAACUCCCCAGACAUUCAAUAUAUUCGUUUUCCCAGCUCGCCAAGCUGUUUUCUAACAAAUUCGCGAGCCAAAGGGAGAUUAAGCGCACAGCAACUGAGCUGAUGCAAGUUAAUCAGAAGGAAGGGGAGUCUUUGAGGGAUUACAUGCAGCGGUUCAACAAAGCCACAUUGGACAUUGAUAAUGUCCCAGACACGAUCUGCUUGUCCGCCAUGUUGCAUGGGUUGAAGCAUGGCCGGUUCCUCGACGACCUGUUUGAAAACCCACCGAAGACGUGGAACGAGCAAGCUGCCAUUGACGAGGAGGUACAAAAGCUGUUACAGGCAGGCUUCAUCAGAAGAGUGGAAUACUCUGAAUGGGUCUCCAACCCUGUGCUCGUCAAGAAGCCAAAUGGCAAAUGGAGAAUGUGCAUUGAUUUCACCAAUCUCAAUGACGCAUGUCCAAAAGACCCUCACCCGUUGCCAAACGUAGAGAAGUUAGUAGAAUGGGCAGCAGGACAUGAAAGGAUGAGUUUUCUUAAUGCAAUCUCGGGUUACCACCAGGUCCAGUUGUUACUAGACGACCAGGAAAAAACAGCUUUUUACGCUGGGUACGUGGUAUCCAAGAAAGGAAUUGAGGUAAAUCCAGAGAAGGUUGAGGCCGUUCAGCAGAUGGAGCCACCAAGGACUGUCAAAGACGUGCAGCGUUUGACGGGGCGUGUUGCUGCGUUGCACAGGUUUAUAGCCAGAUCCGCGGAAAGGUGCCUUCCGUUUUUCAAAGCUCUACGGGAGCCUAAGAACUUCCAGUGGACUGAUGAAUGUCAACAGGCAUUUGACGAGCUCAAACGAUAUUUGGCAUCCGCACCUUUGCUGUCCAAGCCUGUCGAUGGAGAAAGUUUGUACCUUUAUCUGGGGGUCACAGAAGAAGCAGUGAGUUCAGUACUACUGAGGGAAGAAAAUAAACAUCAGAAGCCUAUCUGCUAUGUGAGCAAGGUGUUACAAGGUGCCGAGCAGAACUACCCGCUAGCAGAAAAGGCUGCUUUUGCUUUGAAGCCAGAGCUCUCUGGUCGGCUCAUCGGAUGGAGUGUAGAACUGAGUGAGUAUGACCUUAAAUUUCAGCCGCGCACAACUGUAAAAGGCCAAGCUGUGGCAGACUUCCUAGUUGAAUGUGCCCCGGCGGCUGUCAAAGAAAAGGUACCUGAAUACCCAGUUUGGGUUUUGUAUGUAGAUGGAGCUGCUAAUGUCGAGGGAUCAGGUGCUGGAGCUGUGUUACUGGGCCCUGAUGGCUUCAAGUCUGACCAUGCACUAAGGUUUAAGUUUCAGACAACCAAUAAUGCUGCAGAAUAUGAAGCCCUAAUAUAUGGACUGAAGCUGGCGGCCGAGCUGAAGUUGCGACAUCAAGGAUCCCCAGCUCAGUCGUUAUGCCUUUGUGGUCAACAGAUGGAAGUCAAGGAUAUUAACCCUCAAAGAUCAACAAUCGUCGAGGUGCUCGACGCACCAAGCUACAUUGAUUUCACAGUCGACUGUCAACUACUCAGUACAGAUCCCUCUACACCGAGCUGGACUACCCCACUCAUAAAUUAUCUACAAAGUGGCGAGCUGCCUGAAGAUCUGUCCGCUGCGAAAUUGAUUAAACGAAGGGCAGCACAUUUCACUUUAUUAGAUAACCAGCUCUACAAACGAGCAACCUCAAUGCCCCUAUUACGUUGCCUUACUCCUUACGAAGCUGAAUACGCUGUGAGAGAAGUUCACGAAGGAGUAUGUGGCACGCACAUCGGUGGCAAAACUUUAGCUCGGAAACUCCUGAGGCAUGGUUAUUACUGGCCCUCUAUGGUCGAGGACGCACAGAGGUAUGUCAAAAAGUGUCCGACCUGCCAGUUCAAUGCUGAUGAUAUACACAUGCCAGGGGAAAUGCUAUCAUCUCUCACGUCUCCCUGGCCCUUUGCUCAAUGGGGUGUCGACCUGCUCGGCCCUUUUAUCAAAGGUAAAGGAGGCAGCACUUUCCUGGUCGUCGCAGUGGAUUACUUCACUAAGUUCGGCAUACCUAAGCGAAUUAUCGCCGAUAAUGGGCCACAGUUCCGGGCGGCAGCACUGAGAUCGUUCUGUAACGACUAUGGCAUUGAGCUCGCCUUAACAUCCGUGUAUACUCCACAGUCCAACGGGCAAGCCGAGUCCGCCAAUAAAAUCGUCUUACGAGGCCUUAGGACACGUGUUUUGGCCGCGCAUUCUAAUUGGGUUGACGAGCUCAAUAAAGUGCUUUGGUCCUGUCGCACCACACCCAGUUCGGCCACGGGCGAAACCCCUUUCAGCCUGGCCUAUGGAGCUGAAGCCGUUAUCCCAGUAGAGGUUGGAUUGCCAUCCGAUCGAGCAGGCCGGCAUGACGACCUCAACAAUGAGCAACUUUUGAGAGAGAACCUGGACUUCGUAGAAGAGGUCAGGGAGAUGUCUAGAAUAAGAAACGUGGCAUAUCAAAACCGUGUUGCAAAAUUUUACAAUAAAAGAGUCCGAGCUCGCCAGUUUCAAGUUGGCGACUUGGUCCUACGUAAAGCUGGAUUAACUAACACUCGUUCGCACAUGGGCAAGCUCGCUCCUAAUUGGGAAGGCCCCUAUAUGGUUGUUCAAGUUAAACGACCUGGUUCUUACGUGUUAACAGAUAUACAAAGGCGUCAGUUACCUUACAUUUGGAACAUACAGAAUCUUAGAAAAUUUUACAGUUAACCUGUAUACUAUUCUUUUAUUCAAGUCGUUAUUCGACAGUUGUAAACAAGGGCAUACCGGAAAUACAACAAGAAUU